UCUGCCAGGUGAUGGUGUUCGACGACAAGGCGGGCUACGAGUUCCACGUGUCCGACAGGAUCGAACUGAAGCUAGGCAUUCGGUGCAAAAGCCAAGGUGAGCUGAGCUGCAGGUCCACAAGGCUAGGCUACCAAGUCUGCGCGCGAACCUCUGUGGAGGCCGUGGAGGGCGGCUCGGCGAUGCUGCCCUGCACCUUCUCGUACCCGGCUCACCUACCGCCCAGCAGAGUUUCCGUGUCCUGGAGGCCGGAAGGGUUUCACGAAGCCAUCAUGUUCCAGAGCGCUGAUCCGUUUCUGGGAGAGAAUUUCCUUGGGGACGGCGGCGGGGGCCGCGUCUCCCUUGCGGGAAACUUGAGCACACACAACGCGUCCAUCUCGAUCCGCGACCUCAGACUGGACGACUUCAAGGCGUACGUCUGCCAGCCGGUCAUGUACUACGUGAACAAGGAGAAUGUCUUUCAAGUGUCCGAUCCAAUCAAGCUGAAGUUGAAAGAGCACACCGAAAUACCCGCAACCCCCGAGACAACGACGACGGCAGCUACAUCAUCAGCAGCACCAUCUCCUGCCGCGACGACUCAAUCCCCUCGAGUUUCACGCGCUCCCGUCCACUCCGUCGCCACCGCCGCCGCUGUGCUCGGUUGGGCGGCGCUCCUGGUGCUGGCGCUCGCAUGGGGGAGACGUGCCGCGUGCACCAAGAGACGCCGGGCAAGAGAUGCACAACAGGAUAUCGGUGGUGAUGACAACAACUGCACUACUGACCCUGCAACGUACGCAGAAUACGAGGUGGAGUGUGCCAAGUUCCAGGAUGUUGAGGGGGUCUACAGUGACUGCAAGGAGCAUUGCAACAACAUCUACGAUCGUCUGGAAGAGGCACAAGACUCAACGUUCGUGACCACAGCUGGAGGGGAUAAGCGUGGCGUGGAGUGAGGAUAUUGAGCCGAUCAGAGGCCAGUAAUCCCCCUAUGGUCUUUGCACACCUGAUAGGCUCAUCACAGUGAUGGCAUCACCUUUACUCCCUCUAUUCUUCAUAAUUAUGAAAAAUCGCGUGAAGAUGGUUGUUGCUGUAAUCACCAGCGAAACGUCACGGUACUCGAAUUGUAAAUGUUGUGGGUGUGUUUAACACGCAGGCUUUCGCGACCAAUAUCAUCCAUGAGAGUUUUUUUUAGGUUAGAUCGUGUAAAUAUAUAAAUGUGUCGUUAAACCCGCCACCA
Messenger RNA from Lethenteron reissneri (Far Eastern brook lamprey), 1210 nucleotides. RefSeq lists its product as uncharacterized. Gene Ontology annotation, cellular component: plasma membrane. The record is from RefSeq and is a predicted model, not a curated record. Lineage: Eukaryota; Metazoa; Chordata; Hyperoartia; Petromyzontiformes; Petromyzontidae.